ACACCACCACCCCGUACGUUAGCAACGAGCAGCUCAUGGAGAAAACAAACCGCGAGACGGAGUGAACUUAAUCAAAUUUCGAAUAGUGAUAUACCUAGAUAGAUAGCUGCUGUCGCGAGCUGGUGGUCGGUGCAGCAAACGGGCUGAGACGGUAGUCGUUUUAUCAUCGAGUGAAAAGAGAGAAAAAAAACUCAUCGAACGGCGUUUCGGCGCACACCGUGUCCGCGGUACAAGUAGACGUAUCCCAGCUGCAUCUCCCCAACACUCGCCGUCCAGGCACUAAUGGGUUCGUCCGCGGAUUUCAAGAGUCUCGAAGAUGAACUGAUCGACAAUGUAGAAAAAGACGUCCGUUACUGGCAACAGAACGACGCCAAGCUGAGGGCCGUGAAGAGCGUGUCUACCUACCAAGAGUUCAGCGACAUUGUCAAGGCGGCUCAUCUGCGUCCGCUGACCAAGAAAGAAAUCGAGUGCAAGAGCAACCCRCCGACAGUGUGGAACAACGUUGUGGCAACUCACAAUAUGCAAGACAGCAAGCAGCAGUGUUCUGAUCUCGCGGCCGCAGACGUCGAUUUAAAGGAUAACAUACCGAGCGCUUGCUCUCCAAUAGUCCAAGAGUUUAUUUUGAGUUUCCGUCGUCUCAGCACAGCAAAACUCAGGUACAAGUACUUGAGCCUACACGGUGCUGAAAAUGUAGCCUCCACGUUUCACACUGAAGAAAUACCUCCGUCUGUUCUGGUCGAACUGCUCGAAACACUACUCAUAUUCCCGUCGAACAGUGUUCCUGACAUAGUGGCAGUCACUAGGCUUUUAGACGUGAUCACCGGGACGAAAAGAUUUGAAUUGGCCAUUGAGUUUUUGAGUUCAACAGAAUUGGACACGUUGUGUAAUUUGUUCAACAAACUAGAGGAGAGUCUCAAGUCUGGUCAGCAAGAUUUGGCCGAACAAGGAGUGACUGAAUGGAGUUUGAGUACACUAAGGAGAAAAUAUAAAGUCUAAAAAAUUACGAUCAUUCAGUAUUAAUAGUGAAAAUAUUCCCAAUCCUCCAUACCUUAUACAUACCAUAUCACACAAAUCCUUACACCAUUUUAAGUGUUUAGUGAGAGAAUAAAAUAACGACUGCUAUAGUCACGUCAUAGAUGCAAUGAUUUAAUUAUAAUAUCCCAUCGUACGAUGUGUGGCAAUAUGUAUUAUUURUUUUAUUUUUAUUAUGAAAGACUGAUUAUACUCCCAAUAUAAUAUUAUAAUUAUACUGGUUAUCAUUAUUUUAUU
Diuraphis noxia (Russian wheat aphid) is the source of this 1269-nucleotide messenger RNA. RefSeq names its product dynein axonemal assembly factor 19. Lineage: Eukaryota; Metazoa; Arthropoda; Insecta; Hemiptera; Aphididae. The record is from RefSeq and is a predicted model, not a curated record. Gene Ontology annotation, cellular component: outer dynein arm. Gene Ontology annotation, biological process: determination of left/right symmetry; inner dynein arm assembly; epithelial cilium movement involved in extracellular fluid movement.